AUGCAGUCAGUCGACCGACUCACCGAGGAUGAAAACAGCUCACACUCGAUGGAGAUUGCAUCGCACAUGGUCAAUGAGGUUAACGCAAGCAUCAUGACAUCUUUGAGCUAUGCCAAGAGCGUUCUCAGCGAUUCCUACAAGCCAAGCGGCCUGAUGUGUGCUGUGCAGAAACAGACUCGAAGGAGUGCAAGAAAGAGAAUGAGACCUUUGCAGUUCUGGAGGCAUGAAAGGAUCGAGUACCAGAGGAAAAAUGGUUCAGUAGUUCCUGAAAUAUCGUGUAUCUUCGUCCUGACGCCGAACUCAAAGAAACGCGCGUAG
Molecule: messenger RNA, 318 nt
Organism: Guillardia theta CCMP2712
Lineage: Eukaryota; Cryptophyceae; Pyrenomonadales; Geminigeraceae
Exons: 1
Coding region: 1-318 (105 amino acids)
Source: RefSeq, a predicted model, not a curated record